This is a messenger RNA of Colletotrichum abscissum, 1083 nucleotides long. RefSeq lists its product as uncharacterized. The coding region runs from base 1 to 1083 and encodes 360 amino acids. The transcript has a single exon. NCBI's taxonomy places the organism in Eukaryota, Fungi, Ascomycota, Sordariomycetes, Glomerellales, Glomerellaceae. The record is from RefSeq and is a predicted model, not a curated record. Gene Ontology annotation, molecular function: oxidoreductase activity, acting on NAD(P)H.
AUGGGCAGCAAAACAACAUCAACGGCGCCGGCGCUCUAUGUCGACGAAGACUGCAACUUCUCCGUCAUCCGCAAUCUUCCCAUCCCCGACCCCGUAGAUGGCGAGGUCCUCGUCAAGGUUCUCUACUCUGGCGUAAACCCCGCCGACGUCAAACACGCACCAUACAUCGGCGUCCGCGCAGUGACCCUCGGCUACGACUUUUGCGGCCGAGUCGUCCGGGCCGCCGGAGAAAAUGCGUCGUCCGCCUUCAAGCCGGACGACCUGGUGGCCGGCUACGUACCCACCGGCAUGGGCAAACCAAUGAGACACGGCGCGCAUCAGGAGUACCUGAGCUGUCCGGAAGACAUGCUCUUCAAGGUUCCGGAUAACCUGCCCAAGACGCACGCCGCGAGUCUCACGGUGGUGCUGACCACAGCCGCCGACGGGCUGUACAAUAUCUUUGGAUACCCUCUCCCUGGGGAGAAGGCAAAGGAAGGGUUCAAGGAUGGUCCGCUACUUAUUUGGGGCGCAUCCGCCAGCGUUGGACUUUGCAUGCUGCAAUUAGCGCGGGAGAGCGGUGCGAGCCCCAUUUUCGUCACCGCGUCGCCCGGGCGGCAUGAGAUGCUCACUAAGAUGGGGGCGACGCGCUGCUUCGAUUAUAACGCUCCAGACGUGAUUUCUCAGAUCAAGAAGGCGGCGGAGGAGGCUGGCGCGGGGCCGAUUCGCUACGCGGCCGAUUGUGCGGGUUCAAGGGGUGAGGUCACCUCGGCAUCACAGACGGAGGCUUGUGUUGAUGAGAAUGCUAUUAUUCUGUCUGUCGUGGCGAAGCCGGGUGGGAGAAUCAAGAUGCCGCUGGCAUCGGCGAAUACAGAAAUCACACUACAGCUGGGCGAUGGUCCCCUUAUCACGAUCCCUCCGCGGCUGGAGGAUUGGGGCAGGAUGUGGAAGGCGUUGAUGUGGUCUGUUGAGAAUUACGGCACCGAGUUCUCGAUUCCUGUGGUGGAUGUUUUCAAGGGAACGGCGGAGGAUGCGCUGGAGGAGGUGAAGAAGGUUGCUGACCAGGGCAAGUUUGGUAAGCUUGUACUGGAGCAUCCUUUGCUUUAA